AGAGGCAUCAAACAGCCAUACAGAGGAGGACAUGGUGAUACUAUGUAAUCUGGCAGAGCUUAAUGCAUCAGACAAUUAGAACGGGAUCCUUCUGACUCAGUCCUACAGGCAGAUAAUAUGAUGAGACAAAAGCCAGCAUUUAUCCUGACUGUACAGCACUGUGGUUCUUCUGAGCAGGUCUGUUAGCCAUGCAAGCCAGAGCCAGACGCUCAGUUAGAAAGAAGCUCCGUGCCUGUAAACGCCACAUCAACUCAGCGCAGAUGGAGAACUCUUCCAGUGAACUUAUUUUUGUGCUGAGUGGCUUGAAUGAGACUAAAACAAAGAGACAGAUAUUUUUUGGCAUUUCCAUUGUUGCCUAUGUUUUCACCAUUUUUGUGAAUUUAACUCUGAUUUUGACCAUAUUGUUGGAGAAGAUUCUCCAUGAACCCAUGUUCAUCUUCCUGUGUAAUCUGUGUGUAAACAGCAUUUGUGGCUCUACAAGUUUCUAUCCAAAGCUACUGAUUGACCUUCUGUCAGACUCUCAUGUGAUCUCAUACACUGCAUGUAUAAUUCAAAUAUUUGUAAUUUGCACGUAUCUCUUCUGUGAAAGUACCAAUUUAUCAGUAAUGGCUUAUGACAGGUAUGUUGCAAUAUGCAAACCGUUGGAGUAUCACUCUAUUAUGACGCCUCGGAGAGUAGGAAUGUUAGUGCAAAUAACGUGGAUCUUAACUUUCAUUGAGACAAUUGUAGGUAUUGUGCUUAUAGUCCGGCUGCCCUUGUGUGGAUCCAAAAUUGAUAAGCUUUAUUGUUUUGAGUUUUAUGUGGUGAAGCUGUCAUGUAUAGAUACCACCUUAUACAAUUUAUAUGCCUUCUUAAUCUUGCUUUUUCAUACAUUUCAAGAUGUGCUAAUAAUCAUCUCCUAUGUCUUAAUCAUCAGGAAAUGUGUUCAGUCUCAGGCAGAGCGUAAUAAGUUCAUGGAGACCUGCCUGCCUCAUCUUAUUACACUGUGCAUCUUGGCCAUUUCUGUGUCUUUUGAUGUUGUAUCAGCACGUUUCAGCUUAGAUGCCUCCCUGCAGUCUCUCAGAAACAGCUUUUCUGUAAUGUACCUCAUUGUUCCUCCAAUCUUGAACCCUCUCAUUUAUGGUCUGAAACUGAAGCAGCUUCGUAGGAUUGUGUGGAGAAGGUUCAACAGCAGAAUUACUGCACUGAAAUAACGAAGGGUGGAAUGGAGGUUCAGGGGGGGUCACACACUCGACUCACACUUCCAUGACUGGGGAUUAGAAUCUC
This is a messenger RNA of Brienomyrus brachyistius, 1266 nucleotides long. RefSeq names its product olfactory receptor 4S1-like. The transcript is spliced from 2 exons. Gene Ontology annotation, molecular function: olfactory receptor activity; G protein-coupled receptor activity. Bases 189 to 1193 code for a protein of 334 amino acids. Gene Ontology annotation, cellular component: membrane. Lineage: Eukaryota; Metazoa; Chordata; Actinopteri; Osteoglossiformes; Mormyridae. The record is from RefSeq and is a predicted model, not a curated record. Gene Ontology annotation, biological process: G protein-coupled receptor signaling pathway.